Molecule: messenger RNA, 1077 nt
Organism: Benincasa hispida (wax gourd)
Lineage: Eukaryota; Viridiplantae; Streptophyta; Magnoliopsida; Cucurbitales; Cucurbitaceae
Product: 14-3-3 protein 10
Source: RefSeq, a predicted model, not a curated record
AUUUUCUUUUUUGGGUUUUAAAGCCGCCCGCGGCAUCUUUACCAAACGGCGAAAACGCAAAUCCCUUUCUUCUCUCUGUAUCAUUUUCUUCUGCUCGCCGGAGUUCAAAAAUGGCCGCCGCCGUGCCGGAGAAUCUCUCUCGCGAGCAAUACGUGUACCUAGCGAAGCUUGCCGAGCAGGCUGAAAGAUAUGAAGAGAUGGUUCAGUUCAUGCAGAAACUCGUUCUUGGUUCAACCCCAGGCUCUGAGCUCUCUGUCGAGGAGCGAAAUCUUCUCUCUGUCGCUUACAAGAACGUGAUUGGCUCACUUCGAGCCGCUUGGCGGAUUGUCUCUUCCAUCGAGCAAAAGGAGGAGAGCCGUAAGAAUGAAGAGCAUGUUGUUCUUGUUAAGGAUUAUAGAUCAAAGGUUGAGUCUGAGCUUUCCGACGUCUGUGCGAGUAUUCUGCAGCUUUUGGACUCGAAUCUUAUUCCCUCAGCUUCUGCUAGUGAGUCGAAGGUUUUCUACUUGAAGAUGAAAGGGGAUUACCAUAGGUAUUUGGCGGAGUUUAAGGUUGGGGAUGAGAGGAAAGCCGCUGCUGAGGAUACCAUGCUGGCUUAUAGGGCUGCUCAGGAUGUCGCAGUUGCAGAUCUUGCACCCACUCAUCCGAUAAGGCUUGGGCUGGCACUCAAUUUCUCUGUGUUUUACUUCGAGAUUCUGAAUCAGUCCGAUAAAGCAUGUAGCAUGGCCAAGGAGGCAUUUGAGGAAGCCAUCGCUGAGUUGGACACUUUGGGUGAAGAAUCAUACAAGGACAGUACCCUCAUCAUGCAACUAUUGAGGGACAACCUCACUCUCUGGACUUCAGAUGCGCAGGACCAGUUAGAUGAGUCAUAGAAGGCAUCAUAAGCUCGACCUGUCCUGUGCUUGUGAAGGGUGGGGGGAGGAGGUGGGCUUCAAAUGUCAUUUGCUUAUAUGCUAUAUUUUAAAUGUGUGAAAUCUGGAAAAUUAAACGCAUUAGUCUGUGAAUGAUGUCUUGUUACUCAGACUAACCUUGAUCUUGAAUUCCUAAGUUCCAAAAAAAUUGGUGGUUUUUCUUCUUUCU